ACUUUAUUGUCCCCGCCACGGCAGACAACGACGAACAACGGUCUGACGUUACUAUCUUUGAAAUGGCGUCGAUGCAGUUAAAUACGAUGUUAUUUGUUGUUGUUUUGUUAGUUUAGGUCGCUUCGUGCUACAAUUUUCUGGUCCAUUGUGAAUUUCUGGACCUGGCCUUUAUAUUUGGGCAUUACAAAGUUGAUAAGCAAAAAUGUGGUGAAGCAAAUUGGUAAUAAUUUACGUUGCAUAAUAAGGCCGCAGCUAACCCCGAGCUUGCGUAGGGAUUACAACGGCUUUUCAAUAGUUGGCCCAGCCGCAGCUACAUUUUGGUUUUCAAGUAAACCUCUGGACAUGUGCAUCAAGUAGAAGAAUCAGAACGUGAAGUGACAGAUUUCACCAGCCUUACCAUUAAUACAUAAAUAAUAAUUCCUUUUGUUGAUUAAUUAGUCUCUCCUCACUCGUUUCCAUUAGAUUUGAAAAUACUUUACAUAAAUAUCUUGCACAAACACACUGAACAUGGCAUCAGUGCCCGUGUAUUGUCUGUGUCGUCUGCCAUAUGAUGUGACACGCUUCAUGAUAGAGUGCGACAUUUGUCAAGACUGGUUUCAUGGAAGCUGUGUUGGAGUAGAGGAAGACAAAGCGGCUGAGAUUGACCUGUACCACUGCCCCAACUGUCAGGUCACUCAUGGGCCUUCUGUUAUGCGCAAACGCCGGGGAGGCAAUAAGCAAGUAGAUGGAGGUGCCACUGGAGGAAGAGACCCAAGUAAGCCUGUUAAGACAGGGAGCGCACAGUUUGUUAGGGAGCUACGGAGCCGAACCUUCCCGAAUGCGGAUGAAAUAUUGCUAAAGCCUUCAGGGGCCCAACUUACAGUUGAGUUUCUGGAGGAGCAUUCAUUCAGUGUACCUGUCAUGGUUCUGCGGCGGGAUGGCCUGGGUAUGACCCUACCUCCAUCAUCAUUUGGCGUCAGUGAUGUGGAGCACUACAUUGGUUCGGAUAAACAGAUUGAUGUAAUUGAUGUUUCACGCCAGUGUGAUCUGAAGAUGCGUUUGGGCGACUUUGUUGAGCACUACAACAGCCCCAACAGAGACAGGGUCCUCAAUGUCAUCAGCCUGGAGUUCUCUGAGACCAGACUGUCAAACCUGGUGGAGACGCCUAAGAUUGUGAGGAAACUUUCCUGGGUGGAAAACCUCUGGCCUGAAGAGUCUGUUUUCGAGCGUCCCAAUGUGCAAAAGUACUGCCUAAUGGGAGUGAAGGAUAGCUACACAGACUUCCAUAUUGACUUUGGAGGCACCUCAGUAUGGUACCAUGUCCUCAGGGGUGAGAAAAUCUUCUAUUUAAUUUCCCCCACCCCUGCCAACCUGGCACUUUUUGAGCGAUGGAGUUCAUCAUCUAACCAGAAUGAGAUGUUCUUUGGGGACCAGGUUGACAUGUGCUAUAAGUGUUCUGUCAAACAGGGAAACACCUUGUUCAUACCAACAGGGUGGAUUCAUGCUGUGCUCACUCCAGUGGACUGCCUGGCUUUUGGAGGAAACUUCUUGCAUAGUCUCAACAUUGACAUGCAGUUGCGGGCAUAUGAAAUAGAGAAGAGACUAAGCACAGCAGACUUGUUCAAAUUUCCCAACUUUGAGACUGUGUGCUGGUAUGUAGGAAAGCACCUUCUCGAUACUUUCAGAGGUUUGAGAGAAAAUCGCAGGCAUCCUGCCACUUACCUGGUUCAUGGGGCGAAGGCCCUAAACAAUGCCUUCCGCAGCUGGACCCGCAAAGAGGCUUUAGCAGAUCAUGAAGUGGAGAUUCCAGAAACCAUCAAUACUCAGGCGCUGGUGAAGGACCUGGCCAAGGAGAUUCGUCUGGUAGAGGAUAUCUUUCAGCAAAACAUUGGCCGCACUGGUCCUCAGUUUCCUGGUUCGCCACUCUCCAAAGCUCCCCUCACCACCUCUCAGAAUUCAGGACGGCCCCCUGGAAAAAAGAAAGGGCCCAAGCCCAAGGAGAUGACAGGGGGUGUUGGGCCCCCAGGAACCAAAAAGAAGAGUCAAAAGGGACUACUUAAAGCAGAAGCAGGAGAACUCGAUCUGAUUGAGAUCCACACCAAACAUACACUCAAGAAAUUUCAACCUGGAAAGUCAAAACACAAGAACAAGUUGGAGUUACCAUUAGAGGAGUUUGAAGGGAAGAUAAAUAAAAGCAAGCUGAAACUUGUGUUGACCAAUGGAAAAAUUCAAGGUAAGAAGGAUGGCAGCAGUAAUGGUGCAGGAAGUGCUAGAAACUACAAACAUCUUGCGACGGAGGGAUCCAGUCUGUCCGACUUGGAAUCUGAGGAUGAGUUGCAGAUUGAUGAGACCCCACCUCCACGACGGAAGACAGCUGGACUGAGUAAGAAGAAGAAGCUGAGUGGUCUUCCUAGAAAGCUGCCCAGAGCCAAACCCUGCUCUGACCCUAAUCGCAUCAGAGAGCCCGGAGAAGUUGACUUUGACAUUGAGGAGGACUACACCACUGAUGAAGAGGCACUGGCUGCUCAUGGAGUGAAGGGUGGUGCAGGGGGCAUUCUGGACUUACUGAAGGCUAGCAAGCAAGUGGCAGGCUUGGACUCUACAGCAAUCGGUGAGGAAGCCCCAGCCUCUCCCAGCACUCGUGAUGCCAUUCAAGGGAUGCUCUCCAUGGCCAACCCCCCUUCGUCAUCCUCCUCCUCAUCCUCUUCAUCUCCUUUGUCUAUAUCUGGAGGCCUGACAGAAGGAUUAGGGGUCGUCAAGGAAAAGGGCGGCAAGGCUGUAUGGGUGACAGGAGGGGUCAAAAAGACAGCAAAUUCUGAGAAGAAACCUGUCAUUCAGCGACCUGGAAAACGUCCAAUUAAACGACCAGCCCGUCACCUUAGUGACGAGGAAAGUCCAGAUGAACAGGAGACUCUGGGAACUUGUUUUAAAGAUUCAGACUAUGUUUACCCAUCCUUGGAAUCUGAUGAGGAGGAUCACACCAACAAGACUAAGAUGAAGCGGAAGAAAAACUGGGAUGACACACCAUGGAGUCCAAAAGCCAGGGUGAUGCCCACCCUUCCCAAACAGGAUCGUCCAGCCAGGGAGGGAGCUAGAGUUGCCUCUGUAGAAACUGGCCUUGCUGCAGCUGCUGCCAAGCUGGCACAACAAGAGCAGCAAAAGCCUGCUAAAAGGAAGUACACGAAAAAGCAGCGUCCCCCUGCUCCUGUCAUCACUCCACCUCCUGUUCAGACCGAGCCAGCCCCACCCUCUCCAACACCUGCCCCAGAGUCUGCAGCAGACGUCAGCCCAGACAGAAGAGUGGAUUAUUACUCUGCUAGUCUGUUGGACCAUGAAUAUACAGCAGGACCAGGACCUUUUGGCUCAGGAGGACCUAGAGGCAGUGGAGCCAUGGCUCCGGGUGUAUUUCUUACAUCAAGAAGACCUUCCCUGUCUCCACAAAAUAGCAGCUCUCACUCCGGUGCAUCCCCUGCAGGUUUAUCCAGUCAGGGCACAACAGGAGUUGGUCAAGGGAAACGUCCAAAGAAAGGACUUGCGACUGCAAAACAGAGACUUGGAAAAAUCCUGAAAAUUCACCGCAAUGGCAAACUUCUCUUGUGAGAGGUGUUGGAAAUGUGGCUGAAGACUUGAAGAAUGAGAAUGAAGAAAAGACCUGAAGUAGGUCUGAAGGAAAAAGAGACAGUAAUCUAUAUUUUUUAUUCCAGAUAAAUUUGUUUACUGUUUUUACUCGUUGCCGAACCUCACAAAAAAAAUUCUUGCCCUACACCAGUUACUCUGCCCAGUUCUGCUCACCCUCAUCUGCAUAAAGGUAUUUUCAGAAGCACAUGUGUGGCUUUAAGUGAAUCACUGUAAUAUGCUGGACAAGCACUUAACGUGGUAAUUAACUGUUAAUUACCACCUAUUUGACGUCACAUUUGAAUUUCAGAAUGUCAGGUGGAUAUUGAUUUAACGUGGUAAUUGACAAAGGCAAAUGGUUUCUUUUGUUUAGGCCAUUUUAGAGGUUGUACAAAACUCAAGUGUGUGCAUAUAAUAUGCGACAUGUAUUAAUUCUUUUUGAGAAAUUUGCCCCUGAUGUUUGUAUAGAAAAUAGAUCUCCAUAUAUUGUAGCUCUACCUAUGACAGCUGACGUGCUAGACUAAUGCCAGGACUUACCACCAUUAUUCUAUUUAUUCUUAUCAUAUUUAUUUAACAGGGCAGAACUUUUGCCAUCUCUUAUCCUGUUUUAAUGUUGUAUGUUUUUACAAUCUCAUCUUCUGGUCCCCACGUCAAGUAUUUUCAACCACUUUAUGCUUGUACAAAAACUGUAGCCAUUGCUUUGUUGUCACUGUAAAUACUUGUAAUAUUUGUAAUUAAUAUAGCUGCUUAAAUGCAGAACAAUUUUAGACUUAAAAACAAACAAACAAAAAAAAAAAUGGUUCCUGCAUGUUGCCGUAAAUUGCGCCCCGGAUGUUAGCAGGACUCUUGGGUCAGAAAUAGAAAUGUGUUUUUGUAUCACAGAAUGUACUAGUCCUAAAGUGUUGGCAGAGAUGUAGAUUUAACUUUGUGAAGGUGCAGGACAUGAGUUGAUAUGUAAAUAUAUGUUGUAAUUUAAAUUCUUUUAUAGUUCAAAAACUUUCAGAUCUUUCGUAACAUGACUUGUACAUUAUACAUUACUGUAUUUGGGAAAUAUCUGAAAUAGUUCUUUUUUAUAUUUGUAUGCAGUAACUCUCAUGCUAAGUCCAUGUUGUCUUGUUAGUGUUAUUGGAAGCGUGCUGGAAAAUGCCCUUGUUAAAUUUCAUCCAUUUAGUUUUAUAUUAAUUAUUGUUGAUUUUCACUCUUGUGUUGGUGUGAACUGUGCAUUUUAAACAUGAUGUGUUUUAAAUACGACCUGGAAAUGAUAAAAUAUACCUUGGGCAAAAUUUCUUUUUUUCUUUGAGUUUAUUUGAUGAUUGCUGAAUCACCAAAAGCACUACCGGUGGGUCUUCUGAUUUCUCAUGUCUGCUGGAGAACCAAGGUGUCAGUGCAUUCAUGAAGGUGUCAUUUAGGAACGUUUUUGAAUACACAAACAAGGAAUGUUGUGUUGUAUUAAAAACAUCUACACUUAAUGAUUUUUUUCCAAUAAAAGUACAGUUUCAUUAAUUGUAGAGAUUAGCAACCUACUUGGGUAUUUUUAAUAAAGGGUGUAAACAUAUUUUCUCAUGGUUUUUUUGAUCUAUGAAUUACUGUACUAUUAUUAUUUUAACAUCUUAACAUCCCACAGUUUAAUUUUAGGGUUGAAUACAUUUGUUAAUACAAUGUCCAGUCUUUUUUCCACAAAUGUCAGUAAGUUUGAAUGCACUUUGAUAUUAAACUAUAUUUUUCAGAAA
This is a messenger RNA of Maylandia zebra (zebra mbuna), 5324 nucleotides long. It is a transcript of the gene phf8, whose product is annotated as PHD finger protein 8. The record is from RefSeq and is a predicted model, not a curated record. NCBI's taxonomy places the organism in Eukaryota, Metazoa, Chordata, Actinopteri, Cichliformes, Cichlidae.